AGAUUACAUUAAUUAGCAUUGAAUUAGUUGAUAAGAAAACAAACCUUUAAAGUAUGAAAAUAAGCACCUAUAUACCGUGCUCGGGCGGAUCGGGAAAACCCUUUCAAAUAUAAGAACGAUAAAGGUUCGAUAAAGCUGCCAAAUUCGAAACGUCACUGGUACAAUUUCUCCUCCUCACCACGCAAACGCGAUAAAGAGUUCAAAGAUUACGCAAAUUGUUGUUUCGAACGAAGGCAGCAACAUACCGAAAGAUGCGAUACGAUUUAGCGCGUACUAUGCUAGCGGGAAAAUUCGUUUUCGGCGUGGCGGCAAUGUGUGUGUUCGUUUUCGCUUUUGGUGACGACGAAACGACAGAAGUUUUCGAGGAUGACGUCAGAAGCGGACUUUUUGCAGACGCCGUGGACCUCGACACGACCGAGUUCGACCCCCGUGGCCUAAACGCCACCAAUGAGACGCUCAGAUUUGCAACCGUGUGCGAAACUCCCAACCACGACCCGGGUUACUGCGUGGAGCUAUCUCAGUGCUACGUGCUAGCUAAACAAAUCGCCAACAAAAAGGCGGCGGAUUUUCUUAAAGCUUCCAGGUGCGGGCCGGAAAACGAAGACCAAACCGACCCUAAAGUGUGCUGCGGGAAGUACAACAACUUCAGAAAUGUUAGCACGCACAUCGUGGAAGACAACAAAAUUUUCCCGAAAAAAUGCGGGACCCAAAAGACAAUGAUGAGAGGCCGAAUCGUGGGUGGGAAAGAAGCGCAACUUGGAGAAUACCCCUGGAUGGUGCGAUUGAUCCACAAGAACGAUUACGGAUACAAAACCUACGGUUGUUCCGGGUUCUUGGUCCAUACCAAGUACGUAGUCACGGCAGCUCACUGUAUAAAGUCGAAUUUUUCACAAAUACGAGGACCGCUGUUUCAAGUCGCGAUCGGAGAACACAAUACUGAAACAAAAAUCGACUGCUCACCUGGAGGAACUUUCUGCGCGGACCCUGUACAAUACAGUCGUAUUAGCAAAAUCGUUGUUCAUCCGAAAUACGACAAGGAUUCGAAGGAUCACCACGAUGACAUCGCGUUGAUACACCUAAAAAAGGCUGCAAGGCUAUCAGAAUACGUACAACCCAUAUGUUUGCUGACCAACAGUAAUGAAGAGGUAAAGAAAUAUUAUCUCAGCGGUUGGGGAAAGACUGAAACUAAAGACAGCAGUCCAAUCAAGCUAAAGGUGGACAUAAAUCCAUUCAGCAUGUCCGAAUGCAAAGAGAAAUUUUCUUUCCUGGAUUUGGAGGUCGACGAGACUCAAGUGUGCGCGGGUGGUGAAAAAAUGAAAGACAGUUGCAACGGAGAUUCCGGAGGGCCACUCAUGAUGACCCCAAAUGGGACAGUCUAUUACGCUGCAGGGUUAGUGAGUUAUGGGAUUGGCUGUGGACUCCAGGGUUGGCCUGGGGUUUACACUAGCAUUCCCAGUUACGUCGAUUGGAUUAAGACUCAAAUUUUAGCAACAAGUAUGACCACUAAAAACAGUAAAUUGAAGAAGAGGAACAGAAAGAAACACGCGAUUAAUACCUAGGAAAUUGUUAAUUCGGUCAAUUGAGUAUAAUUCUGAAUGUAAUUACAUUAAUUAUUAAGGUGCUAUCUUCUUGGUGUUGAUUAUAGAGCUGGAGCGUUCACAAUGCUAAGUACACGUAGUUCUAUUCAUGUGUAUAUAUACUAAUAUGUCUUAGAUAAUAUUUAAAUAGAGGUCGAAAUAUUUGUUGUAUCAUUUGAUUCAAUAAAAAUACAUUUAACUGCA
This is a messenger RNA of Cylas formicarius (sweet potato weevil), 1781 nucleotides long. Its product is annotated as phenoloxidase-activating factor 1-like. The transcript has 7 exons. Gene Ontology annotation, biological process: proteolysis. The record is from RefSeq and is a predicted model, not a curated record. Gene Ontology annotation, molecular function: serine-type endopeptidase activity. Lineage: Eukaryota; Metazoa; Arthropoda; Insecta; Coleoptera; Brentidae. Bases 252 to 1559 code for a protein of 435 amino acids.